AUGGGUGAUGCAAAAGUUUCUGGAAAUAUGUCACUUUGUUUUCAUCGACUAAAAAAUAUUUCGGAAAAUAUUAAAAAUACUCAUACAAGAUCUACAUUGAAAGUCUUUUAUAUAACUGAUAAACAUUCGGACUUCGAUCGACAUAUAAUUAAAUCUAAUCCAACCUUACCAACAACAAAAACUGAUUUAUUGGAUACAGCUGAUGAAAAUGUUACAAUAAAAAAUUCACGUAUUCGUAUUCAACUGCCUAAACUUGAUACAUUAGAUAGUAGUGGUCUUGUUUCUCAAACACAUAAUAAUCAUCAACCUUCACAUUAUUUUCUUACGGAUGCAGAACUCGGUGAAAGUGUUGUCUAUUCAGAUUAUCUUACGGGAAAGACAAUGACAGAUUUUAUUGGUGUUAAUGCUCUUGAAAAAAAUAUUAUUGAAGCAAUUAUGAAUUUUAGUUAUAAUUUAACAUUAGGAGAUCUUGACGCUGCAUUUAAAGCAAUAAAAAUUAUUAAAAAAGAAAGUGUGUGGGAAAAUUUAGCUCGUAUGUGUGUGUUAAAUCGACGUGCUGAUGUAGCAAAAAUUUGUCUUGGUAAAAUGGGUCUAUUUCGUGCUGCACGAGCUUUACGUGCUGUUGAUCAAGAUAAUCCCGAUACUAAAAUAGCUAUUUUAGCUAUACAUUUAAAUAUGAGAGAAGAAGCAGAAAAGAUUUUACUUCAAUCAAAACAAUAUGAUCUUCUUAAUCAAUUAUAUCAAUCAACAAAUGAAUGGGAAAAAGCUAUUGAUAUAUCAACACAUUAUGAUCGAAUACAUUUACGUAAUACAUAUUAUAAUUAUGCUAAAUAUCUUGAACAAAAUAAUCAAUUAGAAAAAGCAAUUGAAUUCUUUGAAAAAUCAGGAACACAAGCAACUGAAGUACGACGAAUGUUUCUUGAACGAAAAGAUAUUGCAGGAUAUAAAGCAUAUACAGCAAAACAAAAUGAUCCAAAAUUAUUUCGUUGGUGGGGUCGUUAUUUUGAAAGUCGAGGUAAAAUGGAAGAUGCACUUGGAUGUUAUCGAAAAGCAGAUGAUAAUUUAUCAUUAUGCCGAUUACUUUGUGAACAAGAUCAACCUACUAAGGCUAUUGAAUUAUGCUCAGAUACAGGAAAUAAAGCUGCUUGUUAUCAUAUGGCACGAUAUUUUGAAAAGAAAGGCGAUUAUAAACAAGCAAUAUCUUAUUUUCAACAAGCAUCAGCUAUUAGCAAUGCAAUGCGUCUUUGUCGGGAUCAUCAUUUGGAUGAAUAUUUGGCUAAUAUAGCUGUACAAGGUUCACCUGAUGAUAUGCUUGAAGCAGCACGAUACUUUCAAACUUUACCAUUGCAAGAAGAUCGUGCUAUUUUACUGUAUCAUAAAGCUGGCUUAACUUCGAAAGCAAUUGAUUUAGCAUUUAAACAUGAACGAUAUUCAGCAUUAGCACAAAUUGCUGAUAGCGUUGGUAAGAAUGUUGAUCCAACACAAGUUACUCGAAUGGCUGAUUAUUUUAUGCAAUUAAAACAAUUUGAUAAAGCUGUUGAUUUACUUGCUGCUAUUGAUAGAGUUGAUGAAGCAGCAGAUUUAGCUAUUCGAAAUGAAAUUCCAUUGACUGAAGAAUUACUUGAACGAUUAAGUCCUGCUAAACCUACUAAUGAAGAAGAUAUGCCUAAAUAUCAAGCUAUUUGUGAGAAAUUAGGUGAUCUAGCUGUUAGUCAAGGAGCAUAUGCUGGUGCAGCAAAGAAGUAUCUCGAUGCUGGCAAUAAGAUUAAAUCAAUGCGUGCAUUGAUACAUUCUGGUGAUGUUGAACGUAUAACUAUGUUUGCAAAUGUAGCACGUAAUCGUGAAGUUUAUUUACUUGCUGCUGAUUAUUUGAAAUCAUUGGAUUGGAAAAAAUAUCCAGAUGCAUUACAAAAUAUAAUGAAUUUCUAUAAAAAAGCAAGAGCAUAUGAAAAACUUGCUCAAUUCUAUGAUAUGUGUGCACAAAUUGAAAUAGAAGAAUAUCGAGAUUAUAAUAAAGCAUUAGAGGCAUUAAUGGAAGCAUAUAAAACAUUAAGAGAUAAUGGAGAAAAUACAUUUUCAAAAGAUGAAACAUUACAAGAACUUGAACUCAAAUGUCGAAAUAUAAAACGAUAUAUUGAUGCUAGAGAUCGAUACUUAACUGAUCCUGAAACAGGUUCUCGUGAAUUGGCUAGUUUAUUAACAGAUCAAAAAAUAUUUAUCGGUGUUCAUCCAGGUGAUCUAUAUGGGACGUUAAUUGAUCAUUUCGGACGACAAGAAAAAUAUAAACAAGCUGGAAUGUUACUCGAUGAAUUACAAGAACAUAUUCCUGAACGUUAUUUUUCUCAUUAUAUUAAUCCAAAUUUACUUUCGGCUAUUUAUGCUGCAACUGGACGUAAAAUGGCUCCACCAGAUCAACCAUCAGAGAGUAUGACAUAUAAUCAUGAUGAAAAUGAAGAAAAACUAGUAAAUGAUGAUUAUCCAAAAGAUCGACGACAACAAGGACACUUAGGAAAAAGUCAUAUUUAUGCUGAAGAAAUUGAUGACAAUAUUGAUUAUGGAUCUGUUGAUGACUGA
Rotaria sp. Silwood2 is the source of this 2574-nucleotide messenger RNA. Lineage: Eukaryota; Metazoa; Rotifera; Eurotatoria; Philodinida; Philodinidae. The record is from the annotation of a GenBank genome assembly.